This is a messenger RNA of Anisakis simplex (herring worm), 423 nucleotides long. The record is from the annotation of a GenBank genome assembly. NCBI's taxonomy places the organism in Eukaryota, Metazoa, Nematoda, Chromadorea, Rhabditida, Anisakidae.
AUGCUCACACGGCGUACUUCAAUAACCGAUAUGCUCGCACGGCGUCGUACUUCAAUAACCGAGGCAUUCAACCGUUACAAAGGAUUCACGACAAGUGGAGCGCCCCGAACACGGAAAGAGUCAGCAGAUUCCGAGAAACUGUCCUCAUCUUCGCCAUCGAGCGCUCCUCAACAACGCCAGCGAAAAAUUUCACUCUCUGAUGUGAUCCAUCGACGCGCGUCGCUCUCUGAAGCUUUCAAACAUCUGGAGUUCACUCUUUUUCAGAUCCAUUUCACGGACUGGUAUGUGCUCGAUCACCUGAAUCGUAAUGCAUCCUGCUGGGUCAGUCCUAUCGACAAAUCGGAUCAGCCUUAUGGCUUUUUUGGAUUCUGGUUGACUUCAGUUGCUCAGUUCUUCUCCACUGAUCUUUCACGACUUGAUUAA